CGGCGCACUUUCAGUUGGAUUCUGAGCGAGGCCCAGGCGGCAGCAACUCUUCGAAAAGCAGCAGCGGCAAACCUAGGACCCGAGAACCAAAGCAGGACCAAAGCAGCAGCAGCAGAGAAGCAGAGGCAGCGGAAAGAGCAGAAGGGAAAUGGACCCAGCAGCAGUAGAGAGUGGAAAGAAAGUGCUAGGGAAACUAGCUCCUCGCAGUGGUGUGUGAAUUUAUGUAUCCGUGUUAGUGCCAGUGCCAGUGCCAGUGCCAGUGAGUGUCCUGUGUGCUGUGUGUACAUAUAAUUGUGGUUGCUCCGAAGGAAAAGCAUCGCCGGGAUGGCGAUGAUGAUGAUGAUAAUGGCCGCGACUACCAGACUCAUUUAGUGUGCUCAAAUGGAAGACUGAGCUCACGAGCAGCAGCAGGAGCAGGAGGCAAGUGGAAAGAACUCGCACUGAUUGACGCACAGCAGCCAGAACCAGCCGCCGCACUGGCGUCGUUUUGCGAACGCGGCCUGAUGCCCGACUCGAUGAUGGACAUGGAGCAUCGGGGGGACCAUCAUCAGCAGCAGCAGCAGCGCCACCAGCAGCCGCCGCGUAUGACGAUGACGGCCAGCACGAGCACCUUUGCCCCGCCGGCACCGCCAGCCGCCGUAGCUCCACCGCCCAUUGAUCAGAGGGAUCGGGACCAGCACCACCAGCAUAACCACCACCAGGCCUCGUCCCCAUCCACGGGCCCGAUGAUGCAACACCCAUCGCAGCCGCCACCGCAGCAGCAGUCCAACAUGCAGCAGCAGCAGCAGCCCCAGAUCCGGGAGCGGGAGAACCACCAGCAGGCACCACCGCAACAGCAGCAGCAACAACAGCAGCAACAACAGCAGCAGCAGCAGCCAAUUCAGGUGCAGCAAUUGCAGCUGCCCGUCGGACACCAUGCUCUGAUGCAGCAAUCGCAGCAGCAGCAGGCCAUCCACCGGGCCGAGGCGCGACGAGAUACACAAGCAAAACAUUCCCACGGAUUUCUCUAUUCGGACGAGGAAAUCAGCGACAAGGCCUCAACAUGCGGCAAACUUCUCAUCUUUCUAUCCGUGGCAUUAGUGAUAAUGACUCUGCCCUUUAGUCUUUUCGUCUGUUUCAAGGUGGUGCAGGAGUACGAGCGGGCGGUUAUCUUCCGUUUGGGCCGUCUCAUGCAGGGCGGUGCCAAGGGCCCAGGUAUCUUCUUCAUCCUGCCCUGCAUCGACUCGUAUGCCCGUGUGGAUCUGCGUACCCGCACCUACGAUGUGCCGCCACAAGAGGUUCUCACAAAGGAUAGCGUUACGGUUUCGGUGGAUGCAGUGGUUUACUAUCGCGUAUCAAAUGCAACGGUCUCUAUAGCGAACGUGGAGAAUGCUCACCAUUCGACCAGACUACUGGCACAGACUACUCUACGAAACACAAUGGGAACUCGGCAUUUGCAUGAGAUACUCAGCGAGCGUAUGACGAUUUCCGGCACAAUGCAGGUUCAACUCGACGAAGCCACCGAUGCCUGGGGCAUCAAAGUUGAACGUGUUGAAAUCAAGGACGUGCGUCUACCCGUGCAACUGCAACGCGCCAUGGCCGCCGAGGCGGAGGCUGCCCGUGAGGCACGCGCCAAAGUCAUUGCCGCCGAGGGCGAGCAGAAGGCAUCGCGGGCACUGCGUGAGGCAUCCGAGGUGAUUGGCGAUUCGCCGGCUGCCCUUCAACUCCGGUAUCUGCAGACACUCAACACCAUAUCCGCGGAAAAGAACUCGACGAUUGUGUUCCCCCUGCCCAUCGAUUUGAUAACGUAUUUCCUGAAGACCAAUGAAGCCUCCACCCAGCGGAAAGCGGCCAAUGCCAGGGAUGCCCUCGGCUAUACGCCGCCUCCACUGCAACUACCGCCUCAGCAGCAGCAGUACCAGCAGCAGCCUAUGUACUCCCAGCAGCCGCAGCAGCAGCAGUACCAACAGCAGCCUCAAGACCAGCAGAUGCAGAUGCAGCAGCAACAGCCGCAGCAGCAGCAGCAGCAGACACACACUCCGCCGCUGCAACAAACUCCGCAGCAGCAGCAGCAAAUUCAGGCCCAGCCGUAUCAACAGCAGCAGGAGCAGCAGCAGAUAUCCUCGGCCAUGUAA
Molecule: messenger RNA, 2114 nt
Organism: Drosophila obscura
Lineage: Eukaryota; Metazoa; Arthropoda; Insecta; Diptera; Drosophilidae
Product: band 7 protein AGAP004871
Exons: 10
Coding region: 504-2114 (536 amino acids)
Cellular component (GO): plasma membrane
Source: RefSeq, a predicted model, not a curated record